AAAAUACGUCCCACGGAACGAUCCAAGGAGUGCAUUACCCAGGUGGAACGAUAUGGUUCCGUAGAGUGGAUGCAGUGAUAGCUACGUUAUGAUAUAUCUCUACGAAGAAGAAUGUUUGUCUGUCUGUCUUGGUCGCUUAUGUAAGAGGAUCUCCUUACAUAACAACUAUACUUUGGAAGCACGCCUGAUCCGCUGGAUCUAUCCGCUAUCGCAGAAAAUCAGUCGUUUCUAAGAUAAGCUAGUGUAGAAAAACGAGUCAUCCAUCCAGUAUGCACUAAAAUACUAUGUCUGGAUGAAUUUUUGUGGACUAAGUUUGUCGACGCUUUUUUUAGUAUACUUUCGUGGACGUUUUCUAGUAGGCUCUUUUCUGGACGCUUUUUUUUACCGUGUAGGUUCUAUUUCUGUAGAAUCGCAUCGAAACAUUUUUUCAGACAUCAAAAUGGAACUGUCAAUAUUUUCAAUCCUAUCCUUAAUAUUAAUUCUUAUCAUUUUCUACAGAAUAUUCAACUUUUUCCUAUUAAAACCGUAUUUAAUCGAUCGUAGCUUACGUCUACAAAAUAUUCCCGGCCGAUAUAUACCGAUUAUUGGCAAUAUUCUACAUAUUCGACGUUCCUUACGCAAUGGCACACCCAUGCAAUAUCUUCAUGAACAAAAAAGCUUAUACGGCAGUUACUAUCGUUCAGCACUUGGACCCAUUGUACGCCUGACUACCAGUGAUCCAUCAAUUAUGAAUUAUGUUCUAAAGAAAAAUGUAAAAUGUUAUCAUAAAUCUGUUAUAAUAAAAGAUUUUCUAGGUAAAUUAUUAGGUAUGCAAAAUUUAUUGACAACUGAAGAUGACGUACAUUCAUCACAUCGUAAAAUGAUUCAACCUGUAUUCCAACAUCAAAAUCUUGUAUCAAUGCAGAGUCUGAUGAUUGAUACGACAAGUAUUCAGUUGGAUAAAUGGAAGAAGCAGAUUGAUAAGCGAUCGGAGAAAUCGAUUAAUUUAGAAAUGCGUAGUGAAAUGUCAAUUUUAACAUUGGACAUUGUCACAGCAUGUGUAUUUGGUACAGGAUUAAUUGAAGAUGAAAAAGUCCAUGAUAUUAUACACCAGUCUGUUAUAAAUGGACUGAGUGCACUGGAACGCCGUAUGUUCAAUAUGACUGGAUUUCUACCAAUAAUUAAAAGUUUACCUCUUUCAUCAAAACUUAAAUUGGAUAAAGCAAAUAAAGAUCUUAAUAUCGUUGUUAACAAAAUUGUUAGUGAUCGAAGAGAAGCAUUGACACAUUCAGCAUGCAAAGGUAGUGAAUUUAGUCUAACCUAA
Messenger RNA from Didymodactylos carnosus, 1303 nucleotides. NCBI's taxonomy places the organism in Eukaryota, Metazoa, Rotifera, Eurotatoria, Philodinida, Philodinidae. The record is from the annotation of a GenBank genome assembly.